CUGCUCCUCCCCGGGGAGCUCGCUUCGCCUCGCGAGCGGCCUUUCCUAGCUUUUAUAUCUGCGCCAGCGCCAAGCGCCAGUGGGAUAACCUACCUCUGCCUGUACUUACUUACAGCAGGAGCCGCUGCCGUCGCCGCCAUUUCCACUUGCUCGUUUACUUGCCGGCCGCAACGGUUUCAGCCUAGCCACCGCGGGUUUCCCUGCUGGCCGGAGGAACGGCGCGCGUGUUCCGUUGCAGCAAGGACAUGGAAGGAGACGGCGACGCUAGGUCGAGAGCGACACUGGCCUGGGAUCUCGGGGUGCAGUGGGCGCCCGCCGCCUCGGCUGCGUACCCGCAGCAUUUCCUGCCGCCGCCGGGGGUGGCUAGCCAGCAGCAGCAGCACAUGCAGCAGGAGCUCACUAGCCUCAAGCUGGGGAAGCGCCCGUGCUCCUUGCCCGGCGGCCAGGUGGCUGUGGCUCAGGUCGACGGGAGCGGAGGCGGCUGCGGGCGUGCCGCGGUGGAGGGCAAGAGGAAGGAGAAGGCGGCCGGGGCGGCGGCAACGGCGGCCAUGCCGAGGUGCCAGGUGGAAGGGUGCCACAUGGCGCUGGCGGGGGCCAAGGAGUACCACCGGCGGCACAAGGUGUGCGAGGCGCACUCCAAGGCGCCCAGGGUCAUCGUGCACGGCGCCGAGCAGCGCUUCUGCCAGCAAUGCAGCCGCUUCCACGCGAUGGCGGAGUUCGACGACGCCAAGCGGAGCUGCCGGCGGCGGCUUGCCGGCCACAACGAGCGGCGCCGGAAGAGCAACGCCAGCGACGCCAUGGCCAGGGGCUCUGCGCACGCACACGGGGUGGCGUCGUUGGUGCACGGCUUCGCGCCGUACGGCGGCCUGCCGACGUCCCCGGCUGGUGCUCUCUCUCUUCUGUCAUCGGCCAGAGCCGCCCCCUGGCUAGUCCCGACGACGCCCGGCGACGCAUUCUCCGCCCGCUCCAGCAGCGCCGCGCUGGACGAGCUCAUCGCCGAGAACCGCGCGGCGCUCCUGGCGUGCCACUUCUUCCCCCAGCGCUCGGCCGCCCGGCCGGCCGCGGCAGAGAUGGCGCCCGCCUGGCACCAAGCGCACCAGCAGGCCCCGCCAGGCCACGACCAGGGAGCUCCUCUUCCGGCGGGGGCGGGGCACGUCACGCUCGACCUCAUGCAGGCGCCCGGCACGGCGGGCCUGCCGUUCCGGCCCAUGGCGCAGGGCAGGCCAGCCGAGGACGGCGACGCGGGCCGUAGCUCGGGCGUGUGGACGCCCCUGCAGGGCGCCCACGCCGUCUGAGCUCGCCACAUGGUGCAAGUACGUAUACCGGAGUAGUACGCAGCAUGGGCGCGGCUGGGGCUUUGGUCGUUGUGUCGACCGUGCAAUCAACUUGAGUUGGACAACAGUGUACUGUCUGUCUUGUAGCGGGUGCUAGCUGCAUCCCCUUCUUUUCUUCUCCCCCGGCAAAGCGCCCCAAGUAAAUUCUGGUCCUGAACUCCAGCUUGGGUUAAUUCGAGAUCAUGGGCGGGCGGUCGGUCUUUCA
Triticum urartu is the source of this 1539-nucleotide messenger RNA. RefSeq names its product squamosa promoter-binding-like protein 7. NCBI's taxonomy places the organism in Eukaryota, Viridiplantae, Streptophyta, Magnoliopsida, Poales, Poaceae. Gene Ontology annotation, cellular component: nucleus. Gene Ontology annotation, molecular function: DNA binding. The record is from RefSeq and is a predicted model, not a curated record.